AUGGGCUUUGCUGCCAUGCACAACGCAUGGUGGCCGCAGAUCAAGCCGCUCUCAGGCACCGACAUCCCCAACAGCAAACGGAUGUCGAGGAAGAGUGAUGCGCAAGCUGCAGCGGACAGAGGCCUUGAGCAAGCGGCUUUGAGGCUGGAGGAAGGGGGGGAGGAGCAGAGGGAAGCGGAAGGAUGCGCGGAGGAGAAGGAAGGGGGGGAAGUGGAUGAAGAGGAAGAGUACGAAGAAGAGGAAGAUGUUUCUUUCACAGGCAGGGAGGUAUGCGUAUUUGACAACCGAGGGAUAGGCAAGAGCACGUGCCCCACCGACAAGAAAGCAUACACAACUACGAUCAUGGCGAUGGAUGCACUUCGUCUGGCGGAUCACCUCGGCUGGACGCAUUUCCACCUGGUGGGGCAUUCCAUGGGAGGCAUGAUCGCGACCAAAGUGGCUGCCACCGCUCCCCACCGAGUGAAAUCCCUGGCGCUCAUCAGCACCAGCCGUGGUGGCUUCGAUAUCCUGCCCAGGCUCGACCGACGGUUCUUCUCCGUGGGUACGAAACUGGUGACGGCACGCACGCCAGAGUCCAGAGCGCGCGUGGAUCUGGUGAUGCACUUCUCGAGGGAGUUCAUGCAGCAGAUGGUUGGCAGCUCGGCGCAGAAAGACCUUUUGAACGUGGAGUACGUGCAGUAUCUGUCAGCGCCAGGGGCGAUGCAGGCGCCACACGCUACCAGCGGGCAUUUUAACGCCGUUUGGACGCACAAGCUGACCCGAGAGAACGUGGAAAGCAUUUGCAACGCCCGCAUUCCCACAGCCGUCAUUCAUGGAGUGGACGACAUAGUUGCACAUGUCUCCCUGGGUGAGAAGGUGGCCAAGCGCCUGGCGGCAGUGGCGCGGUUCACUCCGCUCCCAGGGGCGCACAUGCUGGUGCGGGAGCGGAUCGAAGAGGUGAACGCGUGUCUGGAGGAGCUCUUUCACGCCGCAGAGGCGCGUGUUCCUGUGGAGCAAUGGGUGCAGCGUUGCAGUGUCGUAAAACCACCUGGCUCAACACGGGAGCGGCAUGAGAAGGCUAAGGGGUGGAAGCUUGUGACGCAAUUUAGCCACGGACUGUGCUGUGCUGCUGCGACCACAUUCUUCAAUCCCUCUUCCCCUUUUCUCUCCCUUCCCCACCUCCUUCUCGAAUUCUCCCCCCAUCUCCCCCCUCCCCACUUCGUUCCUGUCCCAUCUCCCUCCUUCCACCACCUCCCUUCCCCCAACCCCUCAACCCUCCCACCCUCUUCCUCCUCCUUUUCCGUCCCUUCUCUCUCCCUUAAACCCGUCUGCCGAUCCCCGUCCCCUCUCCUUACUUUCUUUGUCCCUCCCCCUUCCUCUCUCCCCUUUCUCUUCACCCAGCCCGUGGACGAUUUUGUCCGUAGUGGCAAGGUGGUGGGGGUGGGGUCAGACUUUGGCUCCUCUCUCGCUGUCACCCACCUCAUCAGCAAAAUUCAGAGCGGAUCGCUGCGAGAUAUUAUCGCCGUUCCCACCACGGCAGCAGCAGCAGCAGCAGAGCUUGCGCAAGCAGGGGUGGUGAUGUCAACUCUCGAGGAGCAUCCCAAGGUGGAUUUCGCCUUCACAGACGCAGACGUGGUGCAGGAGGGAACACUCUUUUCUAUAAUCCACACUCUCCCGUCUCCCUUCUCUCAUCCCUCCUUUGCCUCCCAACUCCCUUUGACUACCCCUUCCUUUCCUCAGCUGGAUUUCGCCUUCACAGAUGCAGACGUGGUGCAGGAGGGAACGCUCUUCUCUAUCAUUGGUCGGCGCAUUCCAAACAAACGAGGCUCGGUUCUCAAAGAGAAGAUGGGUGUUGAGGCCGCAAGCGGGGCGAAAGGGAGCAGCGCAUCCAAGAAGGACGAUAAGAAGCAAGACAGCGGCGCGUUUGGGGGGCUGGACUGGAGAGAAGUGGCCUGCCCUGCUCCUCCCAUGCUGGAUCUGUCUAAACCACGAGGACAAGGGUGCGUUGCUAGAGGAGGUGCUAGCAGACGGCAUCAGGAGAAGUCAAAGUUUCCCACCUGCAACCCACUUUCUGCUCCCGUUGGGGUGGUCGCGCGCGUGAUGUGUGGAUGGUGA
Closterium sp. Yama58-4 is the source of this 2094-nucleotide messenger RNA. NCBI's taxonomy places the organism in Eukaryota, Viridiplantae, Streptophyta, Zygnematophyceae, Desmidiales, Closteriaceae. The record is from the annotation of a GenBank genome assembly.